Molecule: messenger RNA, 847 nt
Organism: Oncorhynchus kisutch (coho salmon)
Lineage: Eukaryota; Metazoa; Chordata; Actinopteri; Salmoniformes; Salmonidae
Product: zinc finger protein 239-like
Exons: 1
Biological process (GO): regulation of immune system process; negative regulation of transcription by RNA polymerase II; regulation of cytokine production
Cellular component (GO): nucleoplasm
Molecular function (GO): RNA polymerase II cis-regulatory region sequence-specific DNA binding; DNA-binding transcription repressor activity, RNA polymerase II-specific
Source: RefSeq, a predicted model, not a curated record
AAACACCACAAACGUAUACACACAGGAGAGAAGCCUUUCUCCUGCACUGACUGUGGGAAGAGCUUCACAACAUCACAAGCUCUGACAGUUCAUCAGAGAGUGCACACUGGAGAGAAGCCUUAUUACUGCUCUGAAUGUGGAAAGAGUUUCUCCCAAUUGGAUAUGUUAAAAUGUCACCAACGAAUACAUACAGGAGAGAAGCCUUACUCCUGCUCUGACUGUGGUAAGAGUUUCUCUCAACUGGGCAACUUAGAAGCACACCAACGUAUACACACAGGAGAGAAGCCUUACUCCUGCUCUGAGUGUGGGAAGUGCUUCACAACAUCAGCUGAGCUAAAGGUUCAUAAAAGAUCACACACAGGAGAGAAGCCUUACACCUGUUCUGACUGUAGAAAGAGUUUCUCCCGAUUGGAUAUGUUAAAAUGUCAUCAGCGAAUACAUACAGGAGAGAAGCCUUAUUCCUGCUCUGACUGUGGAAAAAGGUUCUCCCAACUGGGCAACUUAGAAGCGCACCAACGUAUACACACAGGAGAGAAGCCUUACUCCUGCUCUGACUGUGGGAAGAGUUUCUCCCGAUUGGAUACCUUAAAACGCCACAAAUGUAUACAUAAAGGGCAGAAGCCUCAUCAGUUCUCUCAGACCAGCUAAGAAUUAAAGUCACUCCAUCACUUAAAGAUGCACUAUGUAGAAAUCACUCCACCAUUUCCUGCAUGUUAAAAUUGCAAUAGUUCUAAUAGCCUCCAGUUUGUGACAAAAUAAGCAGUCAUUGUGUAGUGAAUCAUUGUACCAUCUAAACCGCUGUGAAAUAUAUUUUCCAUUAUCAAAAUAUUGUAUUUUCAGCUGUUGU